AUGACUUCCGCCGCAACGUCAUCCCUGGCCGGUCACUUCUCCAGUCGAAUGUCUCGGCCGAACCACCGUCCCUCAUCAACGCACAGAGGGCAGCCAACAUCAUGGACCUUGAUUUUCGCCGUCCUCGUUUGUUUUGCUUCACAUGUGCUCGCAAUCGCCUCAGACGCUGCAUCGCCCGUCGAAACUCUCGUCAUCGAUCACAGGGUGCCAUUCCGGGAAGGCCAGAGAUGGGUGAUGUUGUCGGAGCAGCAGGUUGAGCGCCGAAAGGUGCAGAAGCGGGUCACAUCGGACGACUCCGAUUCGAGCCCGACUGAGUCCUCCGAGUCUUCAAAGACCUCGGCAAGCGUGUCGGUGACCACGACCUUUUCCAUCGCCGUGGGGAAGCCGACGCCUUCCACCACCAGCACGACCGCUUCCGCAAGCCCUCUCCCCAGCAUCUUCGAUAGCUUGCCGUCCGAUUUUGAGCCAGGCCCGAACGGCCAACCCUCGAACUGCCCCAACUUCAUCAGUUCUUUCCUCGCCAACUCCACCUUCCAGCAGUGCUAUCCCCUAUCGAUGCUCUUCGACAAAUCCAAGUCCUUCUUCGAGGCCCAAAGAUCGCUAGUCAGCAUUACGCGAACUCUCGACGCCACCUGCGCCGCCAACGCGACUUUCUGCAGCGGCUACCUGAGCAACCUCGCGCGCGACCUCAUCCUCCCCGAGAACUGCGGCGCCGAUUACCAGGCCGGCAACCCCGUCAUCGUCGAGGCACACCUGGCCAUGCGCGCCUACGCGCCCGUCUACAGCGCGGGCUGCCUGCGCGAGCCGGACUCGGGCGCGUACUGCUACGCGACCGCCGCCACCAACCGCACCAACCGGACGGGCAACGCGUACCUGUACUUCUUGCCGCUCAACAAGACACUGCCGGGAACCACGGUGCCCGAUUGCGGCGAGUGUCUGAGGCAAACCAUGGCCGUGUACCAGGUUGCGACAGCGGAUCGCAGGCAGUGGAUCGCCGAUACGUAUGUUGGGGCCGCGAAGCAGAUCAAUACCGUCUGUGGGCCGGGGUUUGUCAAUGAGACGCUCGCGGCCGCGGUGAUUCCCUCGGGCGCGGCAGCUGGCGUUGCGGGGCCGUCGGCGUGGUUUGUGACCGCGGGGGCUUUGCUGGGGGUUUUGUGGUGGGCUGUGUGA
Molecule: messenger RNA, 1170 nt
Organism: Parathielavia appendiculata
Lineage: Eukaryota; Fungi; Ascomycota; Sordariomycetes; Sordariales; Chaetomiaceae
Exons: 2
Coding region: 1-1170 (389 amino acids)
Source: RefSeq, a predicted model, not a curated record